This is a messenger RNA of Humulus lupulus (European hop), 3070 nucleotides long. RefSeq lists its product as uncharacterized. The record is from RefSeq and is a predicted model, not a curated record. Lineage: Eukaryota; Viridiplantae; Streptophyta; Magnoliopsida; Rosales; Cannabaceae. Gene Ontology annotation, cellular component: mitochondrion; ribosome. Gene Ontology annotation, molecular function: structural constituent of ribosome; RNA binding. Gene Ontology annotation, biological process: translation. The transcript is spliced from 5 exons. Bases 2251 to 2565 code for a protein of 104 amino acids.
AAAGAUUUUUGUAUUAUUGACCCAUACAUAGGAAUCACUUUUGAGACAGCCCAUUCUCUUAUAUAUUUUCAAAUUUCAAUUGAAUAUCAUAUAAUAAAUUUAUUUAUAUAUUUGUAAGUUUGUAUAUUGUGUUUAAGUUAUUCCGAUGCCUAGUCUAUAUCAUUUGGCAUUGAGGUCACAUCCUUUACACGAUGGUUGAGGUGAGUCUUUCUGCCAUUGUUUUUAAAAUAAUCCUUUACUUGAUGAGAACUUUGGCUUUUUUAAUGAUGCCUGAUUGAAUGUAGCUAAGGUAUUUGCUAAAAAUACUAGGAUAAUAUUUAUCUAUGAUUUGUUGAAUAAAAAAACUGAGUAUUUUCUAAAAUUUGUUAUGGUUUUAUUGGGUGAUAUUUGACUUGUUAAUGACCAUGACUUGGCUGAAAGCUCAUCAACAAUUCCACUGGGUUUGUUCAAAGUGAACUUGAUGAAAGAAUUGUUCUUAAGCUUCCUUUCAAGUAAAUUUAUUAUGAAUGUGUUUGAUAUCCUUUUGUAAAUUAUUCAUUUAUUUUAGUACUGAUUUAAUACAUAUCGUAAGUUGCUAUUUUGUUGCUUUUCUUUUAGCUAUUGGAGCAAGAGAGUGAGUUUAACACUCCUACUCUUCUUGUACUACUUCAGUCUAUAUGUUAUCCAAUGCUUUUAUUCUCUAUAGAAACUUUAAUUUAUAUCUCAUAGUUCUAGUGAUUUAUAUCACCAAUUUGUUUCAUCGUUGGAUUUGUACAUUUUUUUGUGUGUAUUUCUGAGACUGGCAUUUUCGAUCAAAAUGUAGAAAAUUUGAUUUUUUUUUUAUCCAUUUCUUGAUUUGAUUUAAGAAGUCUAUCAUUGAAUCUUAGAAUUAAAAGUUACAUGUGACGGACAGAGAUCAUAACUAUGGAGAGAGUUUUAAAUUUAACAGAGUAGCUAUCCAUUCUUUUAUUUAUAGUCUUAUUGAGUGAUGGCUGUCAUUGUGAAUAUCUAAACUUCCCUUAGGUCAGUAUUUGAUUACCUGUAUAGCAUUAUAUAAUUUAUUGGGUUUUGCUAACAUCUGAAGUAGUUGUUCAACAAUUAGCUCAGAUUUAUAAUGAGCAGCUAUGUUUCGGCUAUAAUUCCCUUAUGUGUGCAUGUGCAUAUUUCUUUCCUAAACACAUUGGCAAUGUCAUGCAUGAGAUUUGCUAGUUUAAUAUUAAAACACUUAAGGAUUUGUGCAUAUUCAUUCGCAUUUUCUUAUGCCAUGUAAAAUUUGAUUAUAUAUAUAUUUAUUGAAUGAAUAUUCUUAUAGUAAUUUUAUAUUUUUGAAUUAAUUUAUACUUUAGUUUUUCUUAUAACUUUGAAUUAAUUUAAGAUACAGUAUAAUUUUUUUUUUAAAAAUGUAAAGGAUAAUUAUAUUUGACAUCAUAUAUAUUGAAAUGUUGUUGAGUGGUUAUUGCUGAUUUUUUUGUCUUUUACUAAGAGAUUUCAAACUGUUUUGAACAUUUUCUUUGUUGAAAUGGCCUUUUAAGGGUCUGAUGUUACUAUAUAUAUAUUUGGUGAUUAUGGGACUGAUUCUAUUUCGCAUACCAGUGAUGUUCUUUCUUUGGGAAGUUGGCUAUAUAAUAUACAUCUUCAUCCAUUUUCUUUUAGAAUAUGGAAUUGAAUGCUAGUUUUUCACCCUAUUAUCUUUUCUUAUCAUUUUAUAAAAUUUAAGGUGUAUAAUAUUGUUAAAAUUAUCACUACAUUAAUAAUUUUUAGAAACUAGAUUCCUCUUAGUUUUUUUGAGUAUGUAAGUGUAUGUAAGUCCUUUACAAUUAAUAGUUAUCUCACUUGCUCUCCUACUAAUUGUUUUUGACAGACUUUCCCACUACACUUUGACAUGAUGUUAUUCAUGUUCAAAAUAUUUAAUUUAAUUUUGUUUAAAUAUACUUUUAUUACUCCAUGUUACAUAGUUUUGUUCCAUUAAUGCCUUGUUUCUGGAAAUGCUUCUGCUACUAACAAAGGCAACAAGUAUGAAUAUCAGCUUGCCCAAUUGGUAUUAUGCAAUUUGUUGAGACAUGAGUUAUAGCCCAAUUGGAAUUCUGUAUUUUCUUUGUGAUACACUUUUCUCAGGAGGCUUUCUCAAAUAUUUUAAACAUUUACCAAAACGUGAUAUAUAUAUGAAAGUGCCCUAUGAUUAAUUUUUACUUUUUAAUUGCCUGUGGUUUAUGUAAUUAUCCUCUGCCCAUGUUUCUAAUAGGUUAAGCCCAUCCCAUUUUCUUAAGUUCAAUGUUGACACCUCCAAGAAAAUGGAAAGGAGACGAUAAGCACCUAUUAAAAUUUGUGGUUAAGAAGCAUAUCAAGCAAGGCCAAGGUCAUGAAGGUGGGAUCUUUACAGUUGAAACCCCUCUUCAUGUUUCAAAUGUUCAAGUUAUUGAUCCAGUCACAGGGAAGCCUUGUAAAGUUGGGAUUAAGUAUCUUGAAGAUGGAACCAAAGUAAGAGUAUCCAGAGGUCGUGCAUCAGGAUCCAUUAUUCCUCGUCCUGAGAUAUUGAAGAUAAGGACUAUGCCAAGGCCUAUAGUUGGUUGUGGAAGAUGGAUAUGAGUUCUUUGCUAACCGAAAACUUGUGUCGCUAUUCUUAGCGCCUAACUACUGUGGCGAGUUUGACAACAACUUAUGGAACAUGAUUAAAGUCCAUUAUAUGUUCUGUAUAUCAUUCAAUGUUUGGAGCAUAUAUGUUUUUUGGUAGAUCUUUUGCUAAAGCGGAAAUGACACCGUACAUAUGAACUUAAUGCUGGUGUCACGAUGAGUGUUGAUGAGAGCUUAAUGUGUUCUUUCCAGAUUUUAAAACCAACUGAUAAGAAGCCAAAGUUUGGAUUUGGCAGUGCUGCAGCUACUACUAGGCCAGGUCCUCCUAGUAAAGUGAAGGAACUAACAAUUGUCUUUACAGAGAGCUUUUUGUCUAAUGAUGAUAUUAAAUGUACUUUGUUACAUUGUAUGUCACUCUCAUAGAAAUUGAUCAUUUACAGAGAGCUUUUUGUCUAAUGAUGAUAUUAAAUGUACUUUGUUACAUUGUGUCACUUUGAUAGAAAUUGAUCAUAAUGCACAG